UAUUUUAUUGUGAUGCGGCGAAAAGUGUAACGUUUUCCAUCACUACAUAGCCCAGUGUAAAUUUUAUUCUAUAGCUACGGUCACGCUGAAAUAUUUGUACACAAUAAAAACCGGCUCGUUUUUUCGCUGAAAAAGAACUCUUCGCGUUUUCCAUAAUGAUCACCGACGUGCAAUUGGCAAUUUUCUCUAACGUCCUUGGCGUGUUUCUAUUUCUGUUGGUUGUGGCUUACCACUAUAUUAAUGCUAAUACCGGAAAGCCCAGCGGCAAGGCAAAAUGAUCUUCAAUGUUUCCGCUAACGGACUAAUGUAGUUGUACCAGGAUAAUGCUUCAUUCGCAAAAUAAAUAGUUGUGUAAAUCUAA
Molecule: messenger RNA, 361 nt
Organism: Drosophila ficusphila
Lineage: Eukaryota; Metazoa; Arthropoda; Insecta; Diptera; Drosophilidae
Product: dolichyl-diphosphooligosaccharide--protein glycosyltransferase subunit 4
Exons: 3
Coding region: 156-278 (40 amino acids)
Cellular component (GO): oligosaccharyltransferase complex
Source: RefSeq, a predicted model, not a curated record